CGAGACCCAAUCAGUUAGAAGAGCGCCCGAGAAAGAGAAUUCUAUCCAUUCCCUGAUUCGAUCGAUCGAUUUGGUGGUCAGAAGAUAGAAGCUUUGGAUGAAAAUGGCGCCAGGAUCGAUUGCCGGCUUGCUGCUCUUGAUGGCGCUGGCUCUGUCCAUGCCUGGGAUGGAAUGCUCGCGGUUGGAGCCUCGGAAGAACAUCGAGGAGCGAUCGCCAUCGGGUCUUGAGCUCCGGAGCAAAUUCGUAGCGCCCUCCGGCCCCAAUCCGGGGGGGAAUGCCGCGAUCCUGGGAGGCAAGAAGGAGGUCUCUCGAUCGACGCUCAUUGGGGCCAAAUUCGAUGCUCCAUCAGGCCCCAAUCCAGGGGGGAAUCGCUUCGCUCAAGGCGCCAAGCUCGAGAUCGAGCUGGGCAGCAAGAUGCCCAAGGGAAACUUCACCCCCAAUCCAGGACCCAGCAAGGAUCACAAUGCGCAGACGAUGGGCUCGUCGUCCAGAGUGGCGAUUAGCAGCAAAUUGCCCAAAGGCAGCACGCCGGGCUCGAGCCCCAGCCCGGGACACAACUCGGUGUCUAGAAUGCUCAAAGUUCCAUCGCCGCCAUCCUCCAAGAUCGCCUGCACCGACGGCCUGGAUUCCAGCUCCAGCUUGCUUGCAACGGCCCAGAUCUUCUCCCAUAAUUAAAGGGGAAAAGGAGAUCCAAAACAACAUUUUUUGUAGGAGUAUGAUGAUCUUGAAAACGUGUACAUUUCAGUAAAUACGAAAAAGUGCAUAUAUGUAUAA
Molecule: messenger RNA, 775 nt
Organism: Selaginella moellendorffii
Lineage: Eukaryota; Viridiplantae; Streptophyta; Lycopodiopsida; Selaginellales; Selaginellaceae
Exons: 1
Coding region: 98-676 (192 amino acids)
Source: RefSeq, a predicted model, not a curated record